Arachis ipaensis is the source of this 1672-nucleotide messenger RNA. The record is from RefSeq and is a predicted model, not a curated record. Lineage: Eukaryota; Viridiplantae; Streptophyta; Magnoliopsida; Fabales; Fabaceae.
GAUUAGGUUAGGAAGAAGUGAAAAAAAAAAGAAGAGGGUGUAGAGGUGAUUAAAAAGAGAGUUGGAGGGGAUUAGGGAACUUAAUAAUGAAGAGGAGAGCAUACGUGGCAGCUUAGGGUUCACCCCAAGUUGCAAAAGAGCAAAGCCCCCCCACCCUUUCUCUCAUCAACUCCUUCCUCAGUAGUCCCUCUUUCUUUGCCCCUUUCUCUUGUUUUCUUCUCUUCUUCACUUCUCUUCGCACUCAUCACUCUCACUCUCACUCUCACUACUGCUCCUACUGCUUGCUAUACCCACGACUCAUCACCCACCCACUCAUUCUCUCUCCUUUUUCUUCUUAAUUUCUUACUACUCAGAAACAGAGCAGCAAGAGGAGUCAUCUGUCAAUUAAUUUAUAUGGUAAGGAGGAGAAGGAGGAGGAGGAGCGGCAAGCGAUGAACGGCGCAGGGCCCACAGCCACAGCCACAGCCACCGCCACUGCCACCGCCACCUUCAGGUCUAUCCUCGACAAGCCCCUUCACCAGCUCACCGAAGAUGACAUUUCCCAACUCACUCGCGAAGACUGUCGCAGAUUCCUCAAAGAAAAAGGGAUGCGCAGGCCUUCGUGGAACAAAUCGCAGGCAAUUCAGCAGGUCAUUUCCCUGAAGGCGCUGCUCGAGCCCUCCAACGACGACGCCCCCGCCGUCGUUCCCACCCUCCAUUCUACCUCGCCACCUCGGCCUCCGCCUCAGCCUCAAGGGGAUUUGAACGAUGCUCCGCCCGCUGAAGAUCCGGCUCUUCAUGCUGCCGAUGACAUUCAGAAAUCUGCGUCGUCUCCCGAAAAACCCACUGAAACCAAUGACACCAACGUUGUCAGUCCCAGGUGUUCGGUGAUUUGCCUGUUAGUGAAGCAAGCAUGUGCAACUAGCGGAGUCGGGCAAAUGACGAUAUUCUACUGUGGUAAGGUGAAUGUCUAUGAUGGAGUCUCACCUGAUAAGGCACAGGCUAUCAUGCAACUUGCAGCAAGUCCAGUCCAAUUUGCUCAGGAUGAUCCUGUAAACAGAAAUACAACAGUCUGGGUUUCUCCUUGUCACAUACCAUUGGAUAAGGAUGUCCCAGUUCCUGUUGAUACAACAAUGGUGCAGGUUGCUCAAGCAGAUAAGAUGAUGGAAUAUCCUCUGCAUUACAGGGAGAAGGGAAGCAUAGCUCGUGAUGCUGAUCUAGAUGGUCAGGCAAGCAGACAAGUUUCAUUGCAACGAUAUCGUGAAAAGCGAAAAGACAGGGGAAGAUUGAAGGGCAAGAAAUUGCCCGGGGUAACGUCAUCUAACUUGGAGAUGUAUUUGAACCUUCCAGUGAAAAUCCAGACCUCAAAUGGCAAUUCAAGCCGAAGUAGCACAUGCUCCCCACCACAGCCUAGACCGCCUCUUGCUUUCAGUGGCUCGGCUGACAACCCGCUAAAAGUUGGCCUUCCCAUUGAUCUCAAUGACAAAGAUGUUCAAGAAUGCUAAAACUCAAGGAGACUAGAUAGAUUGUGCAGAGUUGUGAUUCAGAUGAUCACAUCAUUAUAUAACUGAAGAGAAGAGACCAUAGCCUGUAGGAGCCUGAGCACGAACCCUGUUGUGCAAGAAUUGGGCUGCCCAUAGAGUGGUCAAUUUUAGUUUCUUUAACUGCUAGACACUGUACCCAAAAAAAAAAA